Messenger RNA from Anguilla rostrata (American eel), 1099 nucleotides. RefSeq names its product trace amine-associated receptor 4-like. The transcript has a single exon. Gene Ontology annotation, molecular function: G protein-coupled serotonin receptor activity; neurotransmitter receptor activity; trace-amine receptor activity. The record is from RefSeq and is a predicted model, not a curated record. Lineage: Eukaryota; Metazoa; Chordata; Actinopteri; Anguilliformes; Anguillidae. The coding region runs from base 17 to 1066 and encodes 349 amino acids. Gene Ontology annotation, biological process: chemical synaptic transmission; G protein-coupled receptor signaling pathway, coupled to cyclic nucleotide second messenger. Gene Ontology annotation, cellular component: plasma membrane; dendrite.
GGAAGUGUCUCCAAAGAUGGAAAUUCUUGCUCUUAACUGGACGGGAGAUUCUGCAGAAACACAGUACUGUUUUCCACACCUGAAAGGAUCCUGCCUACGAAGUCAAACACCGAUCAUUAUCAAAGUAGUCAUGUACAUGUUAAUGGCUGUCACCAUUCUUUUGACUGUCUGUGGGAACCUGCUGGUCAUCAUCGCCAUCUCUCAUUUCAGACAGCUCCAUUCUCCAACAAACCUCCUCAUCCUCUCUUUAGCAUGCAUAGACUGGUUCUUGGGGGCUUUCAUUAUGCCGUAUAGCAUGAUCAGGUCUGUGGAAAACUGCUGGUAUUUUGGAGAAACAUUUUGUAAGAUACACUCCAGCCUUGACAUCAUGAUGACCGUUGCAUCCCUCUUGCACCUGGGUCUCAUUUCUGUUGACAGAUAUUUGUCCAUCUGCAAACCUCUUCAAUAUAGCACCUCAGUAACCACGCGCAACGUAGCAGCCCUUGUUGUAAUCACCUGGAUGUUUUCCUUUGCAUUUGGGUUUGGGGUGAUUCACUCUAACAUUAAUCGAGUCGGUAUGGAGAAGUUGUUAAUGAAUAAUUCUUGCACAGGCAACUGUACUUUCUUUUUUAAUAAAGAAGGGGGAAUGAUGGCUAUUAUUCUGGGCUUCUUCAUUCCAGGCACAGUGAUGACAGCCCUCUAUAUGAAGAUUUUCUGUGUUGCAAAAGAACAAGCCAGAAAAAUCGACUGCAGCUUGGCAAUGACAAGAGCACGAUGUGAUAAAAAGUGCCCGUCUGAACACAGAGAGAGAAAGGCUGCAAAGACCCUGGCCAUUGCACUGGGGGUCUUUCUGUUGUGCUGGCUGCCAUUGGUCAUGGCACUUAUUACUGAUCCAUUCUUUGAUUUUUCUGCUCCUGUUGUUUUAUUUGAUGCUUUUCUAUGGUUGGGGUACUUUAAUUCUACCUGCAACCCUGUAAUUUAUGGUUUUUUCUUUUCCUGUUUCCAGAAGGUGUUCAAAAUAAUCUUAUCAGGGAAAAUUUUUCAGAAUGGCUCUUCAUUAUUGAAUAUUUACGAAGAAAACUAUUGAUUCUAAAAGGCCCUUAACAGUUUCUCAUAUACA